UCUGUUCUUUUAUCUCAUUGAGAAAAAAAAAGAAGCGAGACGGAGAGAAAUCACCGCCAAAAAAAAAAUCCUUAGGAUAUUUCUUCAAUGUCUGCGCGCCAUUGAACAUUUACCUGCUUCAGAAAAUCUUAUAUUUAUAUGCUCCCUCCCGUCAAAACACAUUUAAGCCGUUCCCUUUGAAUUUUAUUUUAACGCAUAGCCGCUCUAUUUUUUACAACCAUUUUUUGCUAUUUUACGAGAAAUUUACUUCAAUUUGCCAUGAAAGGAUUCAUGGCCUUGGUUUCUCUAGUGUUUUCCGCGCUUUUUGUGAUAUGGUGAAGUCGAGGAGUGGUGAUGGCGAUCACUGGUUGGGGAAUAACCUAUAAAAACAUUUCUCCUUUUCGCCCCCCUUUGUUCUGCUGUGUUCGCAAGGUCAGAUACAGUGUGCUAACUGAGAGGAUAGCUGACAACGAAGCUUCCAUAAAAGAAGAAUGCCAGGAUGCCAAUGGAAAAGCCGAUUGGGGUGGGCCAAACUGGAAGAAAUUGAGUUCAAAAGAGCUCGGCAUCACAACAUCUAUGAUAUCAGAACCUACAAGAGUAGUUCUAAAUGGGCUGCGGAAGAGAGGAUACGAGGUCUACCUUGUGGGAGGCUGUGUACGGGAUCUUAUUCUGAAAAGAACACCCAAGGACUUCGACAUUAUAACCUCAGCUGAUCUUAAGGAGGUGAUGAGGACUUUUUCAAGAUGCCAGAUAGUUGGGAGACGAUUUCCCAUUUGUCAUGUGCAUGUUGAUGAUUACAUAGUGGAGGUGUCUAGCUUUAACACAUCUGAAAGAAAUCUUAGCAGGGACCUGAGAUAUAUUAUCAGGAAACCUCCAGGCCAAAAUGAUCGUGAUUAUGCUCGCUGGAAGAAUUGUAUGCAUAGAGACUUCACAAUAAACGGGUUAAUGUUUGAUCCAUAUGCAAAACUUAUUUAUGAUUACAUGGGAAGCAUGGAAGAUAUUAGGAAAGCUAAAGUGCGAACUGUAAUUCCUGCACAUAAUUCUUUCCAAGAGGAUUGUGCUCGUAUUCUACGUGCUGUCAGAAUUGCUGCUCGUUUAGGCUUUCGUUUUACAAAGGAAACAGCACAUUCUGUUAAAGACUUUUCCAGUUCUAUACUAAGACUUGACAAGUCAAGGCUUCUGAUGGAGAUGAAUUAUAUGCUAGCAUUUGGAUCUGCAGAAGCUUCCUUAAGGGUACUUUGGAAGUUUGGGCUCCUUGAAAUUCUCCUUCCCCUUCAAGCAGCAUAUUUUGUUUCACAAGGCUUCCUAAGGCGGGACAAAAGGUCAAAUAUGCUUCUGACUCUGUUUUCUAACUUGGAUAAACUUCUUGCCCCUAAUCGGCCUUGCCACAGUAGUUUAUGGGUGGGAAUACUAGCAUUCCAUCUUGCUUUGGUUGAUGAACCUCAAGACCCUUUGGUAGUUGCGACAUUUACCCUUGCUGUGCAUAAUGGUGGACACUUAGCAGAGGCAAUAAGUCUUGCGAGGCACAUUGAUCAACCCCACAACUCAAUUUUCCCUGAGUUACUAGAACCCAAGAAAUUUGAUACAGAUACAGCGUUGAUUGAUGAGGUUCUGGAUCUUGCAUCAUUAGUGAAAGCAGCUUUGAGUAUGAUGACCGAUGAAUAUAUUGUGUCACAAGCCAUGGCAAAAUAUCCUCAAGCUCCUUUUUCUGAUCUGGUGUUCAUCCCAUUGCAGGUUUAUCUAAAGGUGUCUAAAUUAUUUGAGUGUGUACAAGGUGGCAAGGAGAAGGGCUUUGUACCUAAGCGUGGGAAAACAUUAAAUUAUGAGUCUUUAGCUCAAGGUGGAUUGAGAGAGGUGAGGCACACAUUUGCAAGAAUCGUUUUUGAUACUGUUUAUCCCAACAUAGGGUAAGCUUUCAAUUCUGAAGGAGAAUUCCGGUGCUGCAUUUUUUCCUAUAGUAAAAUAAAACAAAAGAAAUUCUUGUUUGGCUUUCGAUCUAGAUAGGUUAGUUAAAAUAUGAUGAGUUAAAUUCCAAAACAAAUACAACUAGAGACAUUGGUGAUAGUAGUGUUUUGGAAAUCGCCAAUUCGGAUCGGGAUUGUUGGGGACCAGUGAAGUUCCUCGUCAGAAUUAGUAAUUGGUCCAAUUUUGAUGAACUCAUUUGGUUUCAUUGAAAAGCUGGUAAAUUUGUUAGGGAUUUGGGCGAUCUAAAUAGAGCUAUCCAGGCUUAGGGUAAUACUUGACCAAAUUUUGGGGUUAAUCUAUUUAUUUCAAGCAGCUAAUAUGGAAAAUGAAACUUGAAAUCGCUCCUUCAAAUUACCUAGAAGAGAAUCCCAUCCGUACGUUUCAUAUUUUACAACCAACUGUUCUUGUAACCUUAUGUGGGGAUGUGUGUGGAGAAAGGUUGCAAGGUUGCAAUCUUAUUUGUAAAAAUAAAUGUGUAUUAAUGUACACUAUUCAUUUUAUUUUGACAGUGUAGAUUGGGUGUUAUUUGAAAA
Messenger RNA from Amborella trichopoda, 2477 nucleotides. RefSeq lists its product as uncharacterized. Gene Ontology annotation, biological process: RNA processing. Gene Ontology annotation, molecular function: RNA binding; nucleotidyltransferase activity. The record is from RefSeq and is a predicted model, not a curated record. NCBI's taxonomy places the organism in Eukaryota, Viridiplantae, Streptophyta, Magnoliopsida, Amborellales, Amborellaceae.